AUGUCACCUCUGACUCUGGAGUCCGUUCUGGCCUGCUGGAGAGCGCGAGCGGCCGGGAGAGCCGGCCCAGCGCCGCUCGGGAAGGGGGCGCCGAGCCGGACGACCCCCGCACUCGUCUCCGCCGCCGCUCCGGUGGUGUGGGAGGUUUCUCCGCUGCGGUCCCGGACCUCCUCCGGCCGAGGCGGGAGGCUCCCCUCCCCCGGCGCGCCUUCGGGGCUGGCGGGGGUCCAGGCCCGCCCUUCCCGGGCCUGGGCGGCGGACAGGGGCCAGGUGCAGGCGACGCCCCUCCCCCAGCCGCCUGCUUUCCCUCUCGGCCCGUCACCUCCGCCGGAGUCAGAAGCCCCGCGGCCUCCUGGGGAGGGGGCGGGGGCGCAGGCGCAGCCACCGCCACCGGGGCGGCCAGGUAGCUCGAGGGGCGGCGGCGGGAAAACUCGCGAGCCGAUUCCGUCGGCCCGGCAGACCCGCGCCUCCUGCUCGAGCCGAGGCGUCGAAGGGCUUCUUCUGUGCUCGGAGGCAGGCGAGGCCGUCCUCUCCCAGGCCCCUUCCUCUGGCAACGACCGAGCUGGUGGACCACGGACGGCUGGGAACAUCCUGGAUGAUUUCCCCAACUCCGGCUGCAGCUUGCUUUGGGGCGUGACUCUGCACCUUGCGGGUCAGGGAGUCCAGAAAGGGGACACGGGAGGGAGGGCCGCCCGUUUACCGGAGCCCUGGAAGCCAGGGAAGUUGAUGGGCGCUUGCCUGAUUGUCUACCCCUCGGCCUGGACCACAGAGCCAACCCAGCUGAGUGAGUGCAGAGGGUCCCAGGUGAGGGGCACUGCUCAGGCCUCUGCAGAGACUACCCUGGAGAGGCUGAUGCUGCUGGAGACAGACCUUUCCUGCUGAGUCGGGCCUCUGCAGAGCCUGCUCAGGAUUGGUAUGAAGAAUCAAAUGAAGCAAUGCCUGGACAGCUUCCAGCCCAGUGCCUGGCGUGCAGUAGGGACUCACUAAACCUGAGCUACGGUGGUCCUUUCCAGGCGCUGUCCACACCCCACGGCCUGGGCUUGGGCCGAAGUUGCUCCACAGCACCCCCAGCUGACAGCCGUCGACUGGCAGAGUCCCCAAGC
This is a messenger RNA of Apodemus sylvaticus (European woodmouse), 1103 nucleotides long. RefSeq names its product translation initiation factor IF-2-like. The record is from RefSeq and is a predicted model, not a curated record. The coding region runs from base 1 to 882 and encodes 293 amino acids. NCBI's taxonomy places the organism in Eukaryota, Metazoa, Chordata, Mammalia, Rodentia, Muridae. The transcript has 4 exons.